AUGUCGACCCGCCGUCCACUCGCAAACGUGCCGAAUGCCACCAAUUCCCCUCACAGGGUAGGCCUCGUGCCUGCCAAACGCCCCCGGACGACCAAUGCCCAGGUGGACAUCCCUUACGGCCAGCCCCCUCCGAAGAAACAAGUCGUGGACGUGUCGGGAGCAGAGAACCAAGUCACGGGCCCGACCAAGUUUUCCACCCUCCAAGGAACCGAUUCGAAACUGUUCACCCGCAAGACGAACAAUGCUCAGCCGAGUGCGUUUGAGAAGAAGUUGGUGGCUGCUAGGGACAAGGAGCGGCAGCCUCAGAAGGCUACGAAGCAGGAGAAACCGUCUGCGGAAAAUAUUUCGAUCAGACAGUGGCAGAGGCACUACCGGAAGGCCUUUCCUCACUUCGUCUUUUACUUUGAUGCUGUCCCAAUUGAUGUUCGCGGCAAGUGCUCGCGGCAGGUCAUUGCUCUGGGAGCGCGAGAAGAAAAGUUUUUCUCGCGUCUAGUGACCCACGUUGUUACCUCCCGACCCAUCCCUCCCGAAGUGGACAGACGAGCACCUACAGAGAGCACCCAUGAUACACCGAACGAGCCGACGGCAGAUGGCGCUAUGUUGCAAACGGUCAAUCCCGCGGAACUGGAGAUGCACUUGCAUUUAGCAGUGUGCCCCAAGCGGGAGCAGAGCCAAGAUGUCCUUCAUCGAGCCCGGGAAAUGGGUAUGAAGAUCUGGGCUGUGGAGAAGUUGCAGCGAAUGAUAGCCACCAUCAACGACACCGAUCUUGCUAAUGGUGGUGGUUAUUCUGCACGGAACAAUGCCGCCGGAACCCAGACAAAAUCUAGAGGGAAGGACGAUCUUUCACAAGUCCUUCAGAACGAGCUCAAUGGCCCGACUGACCGCAGCCACCUAUCCGUGCUCAAAGAUCUGGUACUAUUCAAGGGCCCAUUUAUAUACGUGCACGAUAUGGAUGAAAAGACACGGCCCGUUAUGGUUCGAGAAUUUCCCAAGGUCGCCAAGAGGCAAGACGGUAUUUGGCCGCAAUUCAGAAGUGCCCCACUCGGAAAAUGCCCGUUCAUCGAGGAUGUCCCAUCCAAGCGCGACAUUGAGCGACGGGCUCGCCAGGAGAAAGAGAAGAAGGAAUUUAUUAAGCCUGCGGUACCGCAACCGAGACACGCUGCAGUGGAAUCUCGAAACGAAAAGGAAAACGUGCCACUCAAAAAAGAAACGAGUCCCGCCGAGGAAGACGAGCCUGCCCCGCCAUGUAUCAAGGAAGAGUCUCCGGAUGCUCCUCAAGAGCUACCAAUGUCUCCUAAGAAGAGCUCGGAGAGCUUUGUUCCGCCUCAACUCAACCGCAAAGGGCCCUUCUACCAUGGCCGUGAACCAGCCGCUUCAGGCGUACAGCCUUCAAACAUCACAUCUGCCAUUCGUUCCCAGAUGGUGUCCUCGACGGCUGCUGCGCCCGGUGCCAAAGCUGGUCUGAGCAAAGAAGUCCACGAAUUAAAGCGCAAGGUGCUCGAGAAGAGUCACGUGGGUUACUCGACCAACCUCGCACAGCCCUACCGGACCCUGGACACGGCCACUGCCGUCAAGACAGACAAGGCCAACGGCAGCAAGCCGCUCGUGAACAUGGAAGAGGGAACACAGUCAGAAGGAACUGACUUGCAGAAGUCUCGAAUCAUCCUUCGUAGGAGCGGCGAGCAGAGGAAGAAAGAAAGACGGAGGGAUCCAAAGCCAGGUUACUGCGAGAACUGCAGGGAUAAGUUUGACGACUUCGAUGAGCAUGUAAUGACGAGAAAACACCGCAAGUUCGCGGCGAACAGUGCAAACUGGGCCGAGCUGGACUCAUUAUUGUUUCAGCUUGAACGACCCCUCAAGGAAGAGUACGAUUUCGAUUCUAACUAG
Molecule: messenger RNA, 1887 nt
Organism: Aspergillus mulundensis
Lineage: Eukaryota; Fungi; Ascomycota; Eurotiomycetes; Eurotiales; Aspergillaceae
Product: protein serine/threonine kinase activating protein nimO
Exons: 3
Coding region: 1-1887 (628 amino acids)
Biological process (GO): positive regulation of nuclear cell cycle DNA replication; regulation of cell cycle phase transition
Cellular component (GO): Dbf4-dependent protein kinase complex; nucleus
Molecular function (GO): nucleic acid binding; zinc ion binding; protein serine/threonine kinase activator activity
Source: RefSeq, a predicted model, not a curated record